Molecule: messenger RNA, 2932 nt
Organism: Sinocyclocheilus grahami
Lineage: Eukaryota; Metazoa; Chordata; Actinopteri; Cypriniformes; Cyprinidae
Product: short transient receptor potential channel 5-like
Exons: 9
Coding region: 1-2871 (956 amino acids)
Biological process (GO): calcium ion transmembrane transport; regulation of cytosolic calcium ion concentration
Cellular component (GO): plasma membrane; cation channel complex
Molecular function (GO): protein binding; inositol 1,4,5 trisphosphate binding; store-operated calcium channel activity
Source: RefSeq, a predicted model, not a curated record
AUGAACCUCAUGGCGCAGCUGUACUACAACAAGGCCCGUAACUCCCCGUACCGCGGUCGCAUCCCGCUGCAGAUCGUGAGGGCGGAGGUUGAGCUAUCUGCCAAGGAACGAGCCUACCUGACGGCGGUGGAGAAGGGAGACUAUGCUGGAGUUAAACAGGCCCUUGAGGAGGCCGAGAUCUAUUACAACAUCAAUGUGAACUGCCUGGACCCAUUGGGCCGCAGCGCACUCCUCAUCGCUAUUGAGAAUGAGAACCUGGAGGUGAUGGAGCUGCUGUUGAGUCAUGGCGUGCACAUGGGUGAUGCACUCCUCUACGCCAUCCGCAAGGAGGUGGUGGGAGCAGUGGAGUUACUGCUAUCCCACAAGAAGCCAAGUGGCGAGAAACAGGUUCCUUCUCACAUGAUGGACACACAGUUUUCAGAGUUUACACCCGAUAUCACACCAAUCAUGUUGGCUGCCCACACUAACAACUACGAGAUAAUCAAGCUCCUAGUUCAACGAAAAGUCACCAUCCCACGGCCACACCAGAUCCGCUGUGACUGCGUGGAGUGUGUAUCGAGCUCCGAAGUGGACAGCCUUCGGCACUCCCGUUCACGUCUAAACAUCUACAAAACUCUUGCCAGCCCCUCUCUCAUCGCCCUUUCCAGCGAAGAUCCCAUCCUCACUGCAUUCAGGCUGGGCUGGGAGCUGAAGGAGCUCAGUAAGGUGGAGAACGAGUUCCGGCAGGAGUACGAGGAGCUGUCGCAGCAGUGCAAACUUUUUGCUAAAGACUUGCUGGAUCAGGCCCGUAGCUCCUGUGAGCUGGAGACCAUCCUCAACCAUCGGGAUGACCACAGCGAGGAGCUGGACCCCCAUGAGUGCAGAGACCUGGCCAAGCUCAAGGUAGCCAUCAAGUACCACCAGAAAGAGUUUGUAGCUCAGCCCAACUGCCAGCAGCUCCUGGCAACACUGUGGUACGAUGGGUUCCCAGGUUGGAGACGACGUCACUGGGCAGUGAAGCUUGUCACUUGCUUCAUCAUUGGCCUGCUUUUCCCUGUCUUCUCCCUCAUAUACCUUCUGGCUCCAAAGAGCACCCUAGGAACCUUCAUCAAGAAACCUUUCAUCAAGUUCAUCUGCCACACUGCCUCCUACAUGACCUUCCUCUUCCUCCUCCUCCUCGCCUCACAGCAUAUCGUGCAAACUGAUCUGCAUGUACAGGGACCUCCACCCACCAUUGUGGAGUGGAUGAUCUUACCCUGGGUUCUAGGCUUCAUCUGGGCGGAGAUUAAAGAGAUGUGGGAUGGUGGUUUCACAGAGUACGUCCACGACUGGUGGAACCUGAUGGAUUUUGCAAUGAACUCUCUCUACCUGGCUACUAUAUCUCUUAAAAUGGUGGCCUACUUUAAGUACAACAGCUCUCGUCCUCGUGUGGAGUGGGAGAUGUGGCACCCUACGCUCAUCGCCGAGGCUCUAUUCGCCAUCGCCAACAUCUUCAGCUCGCUGCGUCUCAUCUCUCUGUUCACCGCCAACUCUCACUUGGGCCCACUGCAGAUCUCUCUCGGCCGCAUGCUGCUGGACAUCCUCAAGUUCCUUUUCAUCUACUGUCUGGUGCUGCUGGCUUUCGCCAACGGCCUCAACCAGCUCUACUUCUACUAUGAGACGAAGGCGUCCGAAGAGCCCAACCACUGCAAAGGGAUCCGUUGUGAGAAGCAGAACAAUGCCUUCUCUACACUGUUUGAAACUCUUCAGUCUCUCUUCUGGUCUGUGUUUGGGCUGCUGAAUCUGUAUGUUACCAAUGUGAAGGCUCGUCAUGAGUUUACCGAGUUUGUGGGGGCCACCAUGUUCGGCACUUACAAUGUCAUCUCACUGGUGGUGCUGCUGAACAUGCUCAUCGCUAUGAUGAACAACUCUUACCAACUCAUUGCUGAAAGGCAUGCCGAUAACCUUAUUCAGAACCAGCACUACCAGGAGGUGAUCAGAAACUUGGUAAAGCGAUAUGUUGCAGCCAUGAUCCGCAGCGCCAAAACAGAUGAAGGGCUGACAGAGGAGAACUUCAAGGAACUUAAGCAGGAUAUCUCCAGCUUCCGCUACGAGGUUCUUGACCUGCUGGGCAACCGUAAACCACCGCGACGCACAUAUUCUUCUAGUAGCGAGGCCACUCAGCAGGACGAAACAGCUGAGCCCGAGGAAGAAGAGGACGAGGAGGGCGAUAGGCUUGGAGGACCCAGAUGUGGGGAUGGGGGAGAGUCAUCUAGAUCCAAAGCAUCUACGUCCUUCUCCCAGUGUUACAGGAGAAACCGAGAGUCCCAGUUCAGCGUAUCGGCUCUCUUCAAAUCCAUGUCGGGACCGGCCAGAGAAAGACAGGAAAGCAAUGGCUUGAGGAACAACAUAUCCCACUCGUCUGCAUUUGUGCGGACCAGCAGCCGUCUGCAGCGCUUUUCUCGCUCCAAGAAAAACUCUUUGCAACAUUUGGGAAUGCUAAUGUCUCGUAUGAACGGACACAUCCCAGACCAACAUGCGGAGCCCCCGGGAGAUCAGCAGUCCGCAUACAGCAUCUCAGAUCAAGUACCGCAAACGUCUUGGCAUGGUCCCCCGGUGCUGUCGAAGGUAACUCGGAGCGAGAUGCACCUGCACACGCUGGUACUGGGGCCGCCUGACACUCAACAGAACCCAAUGCAGGCCACAUCUCAACGGGCAAACGGCAGGGACAGUCUCGUCCUCCGGCCGCCCAGCCACUCACUGCCCCCGCUGCUCUGUGCUUCCAGCCUGACUGCCUCCAGCGCUCAGCUCUUGGCCUCCAGUGAUGAUCUGUGCCAUGGCUGGGUGGGACCUUGUGACAUUUUGGGCUCCUCCAGCUGGGAACAAGAGGAGUCGGUUACGACACAGCUGUAGAGGCGAAGUCAGCUCAUUAACGUAAUGUUUCACAGCUUCAGCCAGGGAUCUCCAACCCUGC